AUAAUUUCAUGCAGUCGAACCGAUGUGGAACACUGAUUUCUAUCGUUUUGCUCCAGUUUUCCUAYGAAUGGWAAAUAUUUAUACAUAAAAACAGAAUUUACUGAGUCCAUAUUCCAAGCUUUKUUGGGUAUGAUGAUGCUGAGGUCUUUUUUUUCUGUGAAGUCGUUGGACGACUAACCUCUACAGAUCUCUACGGGUCAAUGUGAGUAAAAUUACUUUAGGGACGUUUACGUAUUUCACCUCUUCCCGUCAAACUAUAUAUCAAUAUUGUUGAAAAAAACUUUCAUUAAGUAUUGAGUAUUUGGAGUUAAASUGUGGAAAACCAUGAUAAUCUACCGGUUAAGCGUCUUGGCUAAAUAACGCGGACUGGACUUUGAGAUUAUCACUACAAUAAAAUURCUAUGUCCAAGAGAGGAUCUGGGAUGAGGUCUUCACUAUCCGCAGACGAUGUUGGGUCAUCCACCAAAAAGCCUGGAAAAUUGUCAGCAGAUUUCCUUGCUAAGUUUGAGUCAGCGGAUUCGGCUAUUGGUGGUAGCACUGGAGCCAUCCCAAAAAGGCUUUCGCACGCAUCGAGCUCUGAGAUGGGUUCAACAUCAGCGUCUCAUGAACAUUUACAAUCCAUUAAGCCACAUGUUAAAAUCUCUGAACCUCCUCACAGAAAUGAAGAAACUGUYRMUGGCGCAGACAACAAGAAUGAGAAAAAAAGAAAGUCAAUUUGGAAAUGGAAGCCAUUGAAAAARAUGAGAAGAUUYUUUAGUCGGAGGAAGAGUUCCGGAAGGGCAAAGUCUUUUGAAGAUCUUCGUACAGAAAGCUAUCGGCCAAAGAGUACUAGCGAUGAACACGCUCCUGUUGUGAAGGAACUCAGACAACGUCAUGGAAGCAGCAGUGAUGACUUAAGUGCUUCAUCAGAUACUUUUGCGUCGAAAACACAGUCGCUACCAGUCCUCACGUCACCAGGGAAACUACGAGAUUACGAAUCUACUGAAGAAGCUGGUGUCAGUUUUGAGGAUGAUCCCAAUUCCACGUCGCUUGAGGGCCUACAAGCAGCUCAUGACAAAAUUAAGCUUGCACCCAAAAGACGGCGACCUCCUUCAAGGAAAUCCGGGAGUGUUACUUCAAGUUUGUCGGCCGAUUCUCCUCUUCACAAGGAACAAAAGCCGUCGCACAGACGUUCAAAAACUGAUCCAAAAGACCUUACUAAGGAUCGCCUUGACGUAAGCCUUGAUUCAACCUCUCUAUCAGAUAUAUUGAACAACACCAUCUUUGAAGAGGAAGAGUCAGCAAAGUCACCGCCUGUGACUGUCAAAGAAAAGGUCAUCGACGAAAGAAAAGCAGCUAUGGAUGAUAUUGCUUCCAGAGCAAAUGAAGCUUUGGCUCGUGCGACUGAACGAUCAAAAGUCGCAGAGAAAGAGGUCAAGGAUACUGUUAAGAAAGAUGAAGUGGACAGAACUAUAUCGACUAAAUCUGAGACUGGAUCUUCAAAAUAUACUGAACGAGAAGUCAAUAAGACCAAUGAAUUGCCCAAGACCGAGGCUGAAGUGAAAAAGAAGUCAGAGCAAACCAAAGCUGAGAUUUCUGGAUCCCAAACGUUUACAGAACAAGAAGUCAAGAUCCCACCUAGAAAUAGUCAAGAUCUCCCCAAUAGAAAUAAGGGAUCAAGAACAUCGUUACCAAAACUUGAUACGACUAGUCCUAUUAUGACGUCGCCAGUUGAGUCAGAAGUUAAAAGAGAAUCCAAGAGACUUUCAUUGGAUGAAAACAUGAGAAAGAGCUUCACUGAAUCCGUCGUUGUCUCCAAAUCAGAAUCGGAUAUUUUAAGAGCUGAAUUCACUAGCCUACUCCAAAGUGAAGUUGCGGGCAAACUUUGUAAUGAUGAUAAGACGUCUGGGGAAUCGAGUAAGGAAAAUAGCCCCAUAAAGACCACAAUGCAAUCAGAAACCACCGAAAGCAAACCACCGCAAGUCAUACCGAAACCAUUCAAACGAGGUAAAUCUUGGUCCAAUAACUAUACACCUAAGCCAAUUGAGUUACCUAUUAAACACGAUAAGGAGGACACCAAGAAAGAAACUAUAAACAAUAACACUCCAGAGAAAACGAGUAAGAGCAAUGACGAAGAGAGCACAUCGCCAGUUUCUGAGAAGAAAGAUUUUCGAUUCAGYAGGACAAAGUCUUGGUCUUACGGUAUGAAACCAGGAGACCUAAAGAAAGCUAAUGCCGAUGGUCUCAAUUCAAAAGGAAGUACUAAAGAUACAGAAGGAUCAUCUAGUGAUGUCCAGGAAGCGCCUUCCUGGGUUGCAAAGGCAAAUCGUAUGUCUCAAAGAAUCUCUCAGCUGAUUCAAGACGACGUGACUUCGGAAGAAAAUCAGACCCCAACUCUGCCAAAAACACCAGUCGCGAAAGAUUCACAGCCAACUAAACCAAAUUCGCCCUCAAAUCCUGUCAAAGAAAAUCCUCAAAAACCAAAGCCACUUACCAAGAAACCAUUAAUAAACGAAGACAAAAAACCAUCCCCAGCAGCCAAACCAAAACCGCCAAGCAACUUUGUGAGAGGCUCAGCGUCGUUACCACGUAUUGUUGGYAACAAAGCUAAUUUAGAGACUAAAACCGCUCCUACACCAGCAGAUCGCCGUAGCGAAGCAACCAAAAAGACGAUUGAACCCGAGAAGUCCGUGCAACAAGUUGCCAGAUCGUCGUAUGGAAAUGUCAAGAUCGAAAAAUGUAUCGUUUGUGGYACAACUGUUUAUCAGAUGGAAAAGUGCAAAUUUGAUGACUCUGUACUGCAUCGGAAUUGCAUUAAAUGCUCAAUUUGCAAAAGACUUUUGACUGUUGGGAACUUCGUGAUGACCGAGAGCAAGAUAUAUUGUAAGCCUCACAGUCGGGCAGUCGUUGCAGUGUCUACUUAACGUACCACGAAUUACAUAAUAUUUCAACGUCUCAUACUAGUGAUCUUACUCUACAAGACUACAUACCUCYUGCUAGUAUUAAUGAUUGUUGUGCAACGUACACUGUGCCAGACAAUUUGAUAGCGGAAUUUCAUUUUUCAAGGCUUCYGAGUUUGGCCGUCUUAAGAACGUASAGUGUCACAGAAUUAUCUUCAGUGGUGUCACGCUGUCCACAACGAGAAACCGAGGUUUGCGACACUUUUGUGACUGAUAUUUGUUAGUCCACRGUAUGAUAUUAGUAAUGUUUUUGCAUGCACAAUCGUAAUGCACUGUUUAGUGUGCAUUACAUGAAACAAURGACAGACUUUUUUUCUUUGACUAGUCUACAACUGCAUGGACCCGGCUCUUUUUUGCCAAGGUGUGCACAAAUAUCAUUAACAUGAUUUUGCUAGAUCGUAUGAUCGARGUUUUUUAAUUGAUUGAAGCCGUUAAAAGCUAUAAAAAAAUACUUAAAAUCGACAUUUUAGAUAUAGACAAAAUUAACAAACCAUCAUGAAAAUAUACUCAUUAGAUAAGACUUUUCAAAACCAGAGCUCAUGAAUGUCAACUCUGGUCACUACGUACAUUUUCUUAGGUGAUAUCUGUUAGAUCUAGUGCUGUUUGAUAACGUCCGAGACAUCAAUCUAGCAAGCAAUAGAUGUUUCAGCUUUGCACCGUCACUUGAUUGCGGCAAUGCUUACCCAUGCAAAGAAACAMAAAAAUUUCCAAAAGAAAGGAUAAUUUUUGCGCUACAUAACAGGGAUGGCAUUCUAAUGUCAUAGUGCAAUGGCCGCUAUCACUUGACAGUGAAAAAUCUCUAUAAAUUCAAAGCUGAUGUAAGAAAAAUAACACGGAAGAAUGUACUUCCAUCAAAGUAUUUUUCCAUACAGUACGAGUCUACAGAUAAUUUUGAAAAAUGAUUUUAUUUUUCUAAUUUAUACGACAAAGWUGUUCAUCUAUAUAAUCUUUAAUAGAUGAUUUAUCACAAUUCGCAAAAAAAAAACACAUUGUAGGAGUGGUCAGUAACUUAUAUACAACAAUUUCAAAAAGGAUGUCCAGCCGAGAAAAAGAAAAGUCACUUGAAUCUUGCCAAAUUGAGCUGCGGUUAUGUUUCAAUUGCCCUAUCGCAAUAUGACGUCACMGUUCGUUCUCAAUGAAAACAGAAAUUUGGACCCAUUAACAUUAUAUCCGAAGGUGGAAAUAUAAUUUAUUUUAGUUUUUAUAUAUGUCAUGCAUCGAUGAUGCAUUUUCGUUGAUAUACAGUCACUGUUCCCAUAUACCCCAUAGCAUAAAAAAAAUUAUAAAAUGUUUUAAUGUGGCAUUAUAAUGUGAUAGGGCAAUUCAAAAACGCAAYGUAUGGUGUACCUGUUGAAAAAAAUCGAUCGUGGGAGGGACUAAUGGCGACGAACUGGGAAUUCUUAAAACUGGUGUGUGACGGAAUUAUAUGCUUAUUACAUAUCUAAUGAUGUAACAACAGUUCAAAAUGAGUUCCUGUUUUCCUGAAUCUUACUAAGUCGACAGUUUUUAUUCACCAGUCUCCGACAAUGUUUUUAGUGCCUGUCAACUGAAUUUCCUUUUUGAGAAUGAUGGUGUGAACAAAUGAAUUUAAUAGCGACAAGUAAGCAGCAUGAUUGUAUCAAAUAAAUACUAAAAACAAAUUUAMAUGUA
Messenger RNA from Exaiptasia diaphana, 4589 nucleotides. Its product is annotated as proteoglycan 4. The record is from RefSeq and is a predicted model, not a curated record. Gene Ontology annotation, biological process: actin filament bundle assembly. Gene Ontology annotation, molecular function: actin filament binding. Lineage: Eukaryota; Metazoa; Cnidaria; Anthozoa; Actiniaria; Aiptasiidae. Gene Ontology annotation, cellular component: actin cytoskeleton; plasma membrane.